Neofelis nebulosa (Clouded leopard) is the source of this 4735-nucleotide messenger RNA. It is a transcript of the gene PAK6, whose product is annotated as p21 (RAC1) activated kinase 6. The transcript is spliced from 14 exons. NCBI's taxonomy places the organism in Eukaryota, Metazoa, Chordata, Mammalia, Carnivora, Felidae. Gene Ontology annotation, cellular component: cytoplasm. The record is from RefSeq and is a predicted model, not a curated record. Gene Ontology annotation, biological process: regulation of MAPK cascade; protein phosphorylation; intracellular signal transduction. Gene Ontology annotation, molecular function: protein serine/threonine kinase activity; ATP binding. The coding region runs from base 1271 to 3316 and encodes 681 amino acids.
AUCAAAAUUGCCAAGCAACGUUGGAGCAGCUCAGCGCCCCAAACGAGCAGGUCGCUGCCUGAGGAUUUAAUGGAGAAAUCCCAAAGUGAGCCUGGGUGCGUGGUGGAGGAGGGGCGUGCUGCGGCUGGGAAGGAGGCCGGAGCUUGCCGCCCGUGCAGCCUGCCAGGCAGCCUCAGGCCAGCUGGCGCUCCUCGGCCAAGGCCACGCUCCCUUUGACAGCCCUGUUGUCGACAGCAGAUGGGGGAGGGCACUGCUCCCUGGCUGAUGUGCCAGGAGCUGGGAGCAGCCAUCCAGGUGACUAAGCCGGCCCACUGGCACUGAGUCACCUGCUGGCCCGGAGAUUUCUUCCUUCUCUUUUGCAUCUGAUUAUUUUGGGAGCUGGAAACUUGGAGCUGCACCUGAGUCCCGCCCCUUCUAGUUCUCCCCUCUCUACCUUGGGCUGUGAGGAAGAUGGGACCUAUCAGGAAUCUGCUGCCACCCCCCAAGGAUAUGGAAGAUGCUGUGGGGGCCCGAGGUUCCGAGAGAGAGAUGCUGGCCGGCAAAGUGCAAUAACAGAUAUGGUGAUCAGGCUGCUGUGUCCUCUGGAGGUGUCGGGAGAGAAGGGGAGACUGGUCCGUGCUAACUGGAGUCCUCCUGGGCCGGCUUUGAACUCACCUCUCACAGGAUAUUGCUGUUCAUGAGUGGCUUCUAGGGUCAGAGUGGCAUUUGGAGAGCAAGGCUGGAUUGGCUUAGGCUGGCCGGGGCAGGGAGUGCCGCUUCCCGGGCUCCAGACAAGCACCAGCCUGCAGUGAGGAGCUUGAGGCCCAGCGGCCCCGAAGAGCGGCCACGGCGCCGAGGUCCUUCCCGCGGAGGGCGGGCCCGGCUCCCGCGGCCGCUUCGAGCUCUCCAGGGACUUCCCGCUCGGCAGGCCUCGGACUGCGGGCCAGGGAGGGUCCUCAGUCUUCCCUCUCCUCGGUGCCUGAGAGCUCUGCCCACUGAAGGGUGAGGAUUCAGGAGGAAGAGCAGGGGAGGAAGGCAGCCAGGAGAGUUUAUUUCUUUUGAGAGAGAGAGAGCAUGAGAAGGAGAGGGGCAGAGAAAGGAAAGAGAAUCCCAAGCAGGCUCCACACUGUCAUCACAGAGCCUGACGGCUCGAACUCACAAACCGUGAGAUCAUGACCUGAGCUGAAAUCAAGAGUCGGACUCCCAAACGACUGAGCCACCCAGGUGAGAUUGGUUCAGCUUUUCUUUUUCUUGUACUAUUCUUACCUGGUUUAAGAGUCAAGGUUGCACCAUGUUCCGAAAGAAAAAGAAGAAACGCCCUGAGAUCUCAGCCCCACAGAACUUCCAGCACCGUGUCCACACCUCCUUUGAUCCCAAAGAAGGCAAGUUUGUGGGCCUCCCACCACAAUGGCAGAACAUCCUGGACACACUUCGGCGACCCAAGCCUGUGGUGGACCCUUCUCGAAUUACUCGGGUGCAGCUCCAGCCCAUGAAGACAGUGGUGCGGGGCAGCUCAGUGCCCAUGGACGGCUACAUAUCAGGGCUGCUCAACGACAUCCAGAAGUUGUCGGUCAUCAGCUCCAACACCCUGCGUGGCCGCAGCCCCACCAGCCGGCGGCGGGCACAGUCCCUAGGGCUGCUGGGGGAUGAACACUGGGCCACUGACCCGGACAUGUACCUGCAGAGCCCCCAGUCUGAGCGCACUGACCCCCAUGGCCUCUACCUCAGCUGCAACGGGGGUACACCAGCAGGCCGCAGGCAGAUGCCGUGGCCAGAGCCACAGAGCCCAAGAGUCCUACCCAACGGGCUGGCCACCAAGGCACAGUCGCUAGGCCCCACCGAGUUCCAGGGUGCCACACAGCGCUGCCUGCAGUUGGGUGCCUGCCUACAGAGCUCCCCACCCGGCGCCUCACCCCCCGCAGCCACUGGUAGGCGUGGGACCAAGGUUGCCAGACAUGGUUCUGAGGAGGCCCGGCCACAGUCCUGCCUGGUGGGCUCGGCGACUGGCAGGCCAGGCGGGGAGGGCAGCCCCAGCCCUAAGACCCAGGAGAGCAGCCUUAAGCGCAGGCUGUUCCGAAGCAUGUUCCUGUCUACUCCUGCCACAGCCCCUGUGAGCAGCAGCAAGCCAGGCCCUCCCUCUCAGAGCAAGCCCACCUCCUCUUUUCGACCGCUGCAGAAAGAACCCACCCAAAGCCUGGUGGCCAAGGCCCAGUCCUUGCCCUCAGACCAGCCCAUGGGGACCUUCAGCCCUCUGACCACCUCGGAUACCAGCAGCCCCCAGAAGUCCCUCCGCAUAGCCCAAGCUGCCGGCCCACCCCCAGGCCGGUCUUCCCCCGCGGGCUCCCCACGCACCAGGCAAGCCCAGAUCAGCACCAGCAACUUGUACCUGCCCCAGGACCCCACGGUGGCCAAGGGUGCCCUGGCUGGCGAGGACACGGGUGUUGUGACACACGAGCAGUUCAAGGCUGCGCUCAGGAUGGUGGUGGACCAGGGUGACCCCCGGAUGCUGCUGGACAGCUACGUGAAGAUCGGCGAGGGCUCCACGGGCAUCGUCUGCCUGGCCCGGGAGAAGCAUUCAGGCCGCCAGGUGGCCGUCAAGAUGAUGGACCUCAGGAAGCAGCAGCGCAGGGAGCUGCUCUUUAAUGAGGUGGUGAUCAUGCGAGACUACCAGCACCUCAACGUGGUGGAGAUGUACAAGAGCUACCUGGUGGGCGAGGAGCUGUGGGUGCUUAUGGAGUUCCUGCAGGGCGGCGCCCUCACGGACAUCGUCUCCCAAGUCAGGCUGAAUGAGGAGCAGAUCGCCACUGUGUGUGAGGCCGUGCUGCAGGCCCUGGCUUACCUGCAUGCCCAAGGUGUCAUCCACCGGGACAUCAAGAGUGACUCCAUCCUCCUGACCCUGGAUGGCAGGGUGAAACUCUCUGACUUCGGAUUCUGUGCUCAGAUCAGCAAAGACGUCCCUAAGAGGAAGUCCCUGGUAGGCACCCCUUACUGGAUGGCUCCUGAAGUGAUCUCCAGGUCUCUGUACGCGACUGAGGUGGAUAUCUGGUCUCUGGGCAUCAUGGUGAUUGAGAUGGUGGACGGGGAGCCACCCUACUUCAGCGACUCCCCAGUGCAAGCCAUGAAGAGGCUCCGGGACAGCCCCCCACCCAGGCUGAAAAACUCUCACAAGGUCUCCCCAGUGCUUCGAGACUUCCUGGAACGGAUGCUGGUGCGGGACCCCCAGGAGAGAGCCACGGCUCAGGAGCUCCUGGACCACCCUUUCCUGCUGCAGACAGGGCUGCCCGAGUGCCUGGUGCCCCUGAUCCAGCUCUACCGCAAGCAGACCUCCACCUGCUGAGCCCGGGGACACUGGGCAGCCAGCCUGCCGGCGGGGCCUGCCUGCCUCAUUCUCUCAGUAUUCUCUCCAAAGAUCGAAUGUGAAAACCCACCCACACCCUUCUGUCCCUCAGCCCACUGGGCCAGGCCGGACCUGCCCCUCGGUCUCUCUCCCUCCCAAGAGAGUCCCCAGUUGCCUUUGGGAUGGUGGAGACCCCCUUCUACAGAAUGACCCUCUGUUAUUUGCACAGGGAUAUUUCUAAGAAACGUGGAGACCCGCACUCCUGGCCACGUGGCCAACACAGCAGAAAAAGCUGCUGCGGUUUUUUAAAGGUAGUUGUACAUUAGCAUCCCAGGCCACCGAGAGGGCAGACUGCCUGUCUUUGCCAGGAUACUUGCUGUUCUCAGCUCCAGCUCUAAACCCUGGGGUCUCAAGAGGGCCACAGGGAAGGUUUCUAUUGCCUGAAGCCGUCUUCCUCCUUUACGUCUGACUUCCUGAAGGUACGGUCCAACCUGCACCUGUUUCCCGACCCACCUGCACUGACACCACUCUCCCUGCACAGUCUGCUCCAAACUGUGAACAGCCUGCUCUCUGGCCAGGGGUGGAGGAAGGGCAUUUGUCUGGGUAAAAGAGAAAGAAUGCGGUUGGUGGUAAACAUAAUCUCACUUUACAGGAUGGAGAGAACAUUGUGUGUGUGUGUGUGUGUGUGUGUGUGUGUGUGUGUGUGUGUGUGUGUGUGAAGUGGAGGACAGUCACCCUGACAGCCUGGCUCCCUUCAGGUCACUCACAGGUCACCAACUUCAGUAAGGCUUCCCAUCCUUUCUGCCACUAAAUUCUACCAGGAAGGGACCUGCUUUCUUGGCCUGGCUUCUCACCUCCUAAGUCCCAUGUUUCUACCUGAACAGUGAAGAGAGCUGACACAUCCCAGGGGCUUCGCAGAUUUCCAGGUUUCUCCUGUACUGUGGAGUCUGAGAGCCAGAGAUGGGAAUGGUAAAGGAACAAACUUUGUUUUGCCUGUGAGCUUUGUCUCAAUAACCAGGUCAUCAAGGACCCAUUAUUUUCAAAAAUCUUGGUCUGAGGGAGAUGAACCACCCCCUGGGGCUCCAUCCUGUCAAGAAAAUGGACACCCCCUUUGUGCAAACCAUCUGCCCUAGCUGCCUCUUCAGACAUCUGUCUCUUUGUCCCCCUUCCCUCCCCACCUUCAGGGAUGUUGUGAGUCAGGGAAUCCAGGGAAGAACUCCAGGUGUCAGGACCCUAUCUAGAUAAUAUUUUUAGAUUCCUCUGCUCCCUAGUGGCCUGCUUUGGGCCCCCCCCCAAAAAAAAAACUUGCAAGGACUUUUUUAAGGGUCAGAGUUUUAAAAACAAAAGCAUCUUCCCUAGAAACUUUUGUGAAUUGUUUGCACUUGUGCCUGUUUUAAAUUAAACUGAGUGUUCAAAACC